Messenger RNA from Podospora pseudopauciseta, 696 nucleotides. It is a transcript of the gene ISA1, whose product is annotated as Iron-sulfur assembly protein 1. The record is from RefSeq and is a predicted model, not a curated record. Lineage: Eukaryota; Fungi; Ascomycota; Sordariomycetes; Sordariales; Podosporaceae. Gene Ontology annotation, biological process: iron-sulfur cluster assembly. Gene Ontology annotation, cellular component: mitochondrion; cytoplasm. The transcript is spliced from 2 exons. Bases 1 to 696 code for a protein of 231 amino acids. Gene Ontology annotation, molecular function: 2 iron, 2 sulfur cluster binding.
AUGAACGCGUCUAGUUUACUAGCCAGGAGAGCGGCGUGUCUAGCUUGCCGCCGCAGCUUCUUUCGAAGCAGCAACCAACAACGUCAGUUCUCGUCGACGCCGGCCCAGCUCGCCGCUGCUUUUCAGUCCUACUCGUUACCUUCUCACCCACCCCCGGCGCCGCGCAAUGCCACGGCUCCUGAUACCUCCAUCACACACAAUGUUCAGUCCCCCGCGUUGCCGAGAGUACACGAGACCCGGCCGCCGAAAGAGCCGCAGGCGCCUCUAGACCCAGCCUCGUCGCUCCCCGAGAGAGAAGCCCAGCAGUCCAAGUCAAAUACACAGCUAUCAGCGCCAUCGCCAAGGCCGCGGUCCAAGUUGCGCGCUCCCCGAAAGGCGGCAAUGAAGCUCACUCCUGCCGCCGUAGACCACCUACGCGCGCUUCUCGACCAGCCGGACCCGAAGCUCAUCAAGGUCGGUGUGCGCAACAGGGGGUGCUCUGGAUUGGCGUAUCAUCUCGAGUUCGUGGAGAAGCCUGGGGCUUUUGACGAGACGGUUGAGCAAGACGGAGUCAAGGUGUUGAUUGACAGCAAAGCACUCUUCAGCAUUAUCGGGAGCGAGAUGGACUGGAUAGAGGACAAGCUUAGCCAACGUUUUGUUUUCCGGAACCCCAACAUCAAGGAGCAGUGUGGAUGUGGCGAGUCGUUCAUGGUAUAA